Molecule: messenger RNA, 2499 nt
Organism: Ostertagia ostertagi
Lineage: Eukaryota; Metazoa; Nematoda; Chromadorea; Rhabditida; Trichostrongylidae
Source: the annotation of a GenBank genome assembly
GACUGCGACUUCUCUGAGUAUGAAGAAGAAGAGGAGCCACAACCCAGACCAAGAGUGAGGCCAAAAAGAAAAGCUCGUCAUCCAAGUGAAGAAUCCGAAGCUGCUUCGAUUUCUCCAUCGGAACGUCGAACAAAUGGUCACUACUCCACUAGAACCAGCAAUUCCAACAAACGCCGCCGAAUUGAGAGUCAUCGCGAUGAUGAGGUUUCGCGCUCACGCAGAGGCCGUAACACUCGUCGAAGUGUGGCUACUCAUGGAGAGCCAUCUACAAGCAUGGAUUCACCACUGUCAUGGGUUCGACGUGAUACCAAUGAUUCGCUCAAAGAUAAUAGUCCAUGGCCUUGCCCGAUUGGUACUUGUCUACACGUAGCUGAUGCAGCGGUAGAUUUAAAGCGUCAUCUCGCAAUGCAUCAGUUUCAUGCUCACGCUCAAUUCGUCGGAUUAAUAAUUAUCGGAACCAAGUCAGAUUUCAAGGGCAUGGCAAGUCACGUCAUGAUACACAUUGACUUCCUGAGCAGUGACGAUCGUGUUUGUGAUGAUGAAUCGAUGGCACUCCCACAACACAGAUGUCUUUGGGAGAACUGCUACCGGCAGUUCGAAAAUAAGGGAGAUUUGAGGUUGGAGAUUUAUAUUAUUCACAACUUUAUACAUAUUUACUAUAAAGAAAAGAUAAAUAAAUGUCCUAGCGGAAACACGUUCGACACCACAGUGGAGAGAAGUACUUGUGCAUGUCCGUUUUGCGGUCGAUUCUUCUCGCGUCCUGAUAAACUUUAUGAACAUCUUCGCAAACGGGCACCAAUACCUGCGGGUAGUGAAAACCAGCACCUUUGUCUCCUCUGUCAGCGUCGUUUCGGUGAUGAACGCUCAUUGGUGAAUCACGUACGGCGCCACAUCAAUGGCCGUCAAUGUCCUACAUGUGGAUUGGCUGUUCAGCUUCCUUCUGAUUUGCACAGGCAUAUAUUGGUGAAGCACACUGAAAGAAUAAAGACUCUGACUUGUCCGGAAUGCGAGAAGAGCUUCUAUUGCCCAACAGAUCUGAUCAGGCAUAGUGCUGUUCACGCUCCACCAAAAGAAUUAUGUACGGUUUGUGGAGAACGUUUUCGAUGGAAAAAGCAAUUGGAUAGGCAUAUGACAACUCAUUCAGUGACUGCAUUGAAGCAGCCGUAUCUUUGUCAUAUAUGUGACUCUACUUACGCUACUGGGCAUGGACUCACUCGUCAUCUCUCGCGAAAGCAUGAAUGUCCCAUUCCUGAAGGAUUCAGCCGGUUCUCAUACAAAAAAUGUGCAGACGGCUGUUAUCGGCUGCAGACUCGUAAACUGGUAAUGUGGACGUCGCGAAUAGCAUCGAUAGCGGCUCGCUUACCGAAGUCUCUGGGUCGACGUUAUUUGCUUUCAGAAGCGUUUUCUUUGGAGAAAGAAUGGGCUUCUCGACAUGCUGAAAUGACCAAAUUAGGAUUGGGUGGUGAUUAUGAAUGGAUAAGUGCUGUACAGAAGAAAUUCAUCGGAGGCGCGCCAUUGACGUCGAUGCGGCUGUAUGCGUUGCUGAACACAAAGAUCCAGGUGGACGAUGUAGUGGAGCUGCUGUACAAGUUGCGACACAGCGAAAACGCAGCUGACCUGCCAGUCUCUGCUGAAUAUGCGCUCAUCCGACUUUUACUUCGCCACGAUCCAUCCUUUUUGUUCAAGUUGGCGGAUGAUCCCAUCAACUACGGUAUUUUUAUGAACGAGCAUGCCGCUUGUUUAGCUAUUGAUCACUUUAUCAAACGGAAUGAUUUCGGAGUUCUGUAUUCAUGUACAAAGUGGGCCGAACUUCCGUCUGAGGAGCAGACAAUGCCACGUGAUGAGACGGAGGAGGAGGAAGUCAACGAUGAUGAUAUUAAGACAUUCAAAUUUCCCUAUCUGAAGAAUGCUUAUUUCGACUCUCACUUUGAUCUCACCGAUCCCCAUCAACUGGUAGGAAAAACUUUGCUCUGGGUGGCACGUGAUUCGCGUUCUUUCUCUGAACCGAUAAAUCAGUCCUUGAGACUUCUCGGAGCUGUUUUAUACAACAGGCUAGACAUGGCGUCAACUUUAGCCUCUUCAUCUACUCAUGGUGGUGUAGCAGAUAUUAUUCGGCAACGGUUCACUCCGGCAGAAGGAGAGGAGCCUUCGGAGCAGCAAAAGGCGAUUCCUUGGCAAACUGGAAGGUUGCAAUUCAGGCGAAGGCCCGAUCAGUUCAGUCGUCUUGUCAAGGAAAAGGAGGAGGAAGCAUUAGCCACGCAACAGAAGGAAGAAUUCACGAAAUGGCAUAAACGACGGCAGGAACUGAUAAAAGCACAAGCAGACCGCCUUUUACUAAAGGUUCGUGCCGAAGAGAUUGCGAAAGAGCUCGCUGAGCUGGAGCAUCAUGCGGAACAGCUGAGCUUCUUUGAGAAUCGCCUAAAAUGGGAAAAACAGGCAGCUCAAAAUGCCGAGAUCAUCCAACAAACGACUUCACAAGAAAAUGAAGUCAAGAAAUAG